GUCGUAAGCUUGAUGGAAAGCACACACAUGCCAUUUCCUUACUAGUAGGCGUGUCUGAAAGAACAGCUUUCACUUCUGUCUGGCUGCUGCACCUCGCUGAACUAAGUCCUUCUUGAGAGAUGAGUUUCUACAGUGAUGCUUCCACCGAAGACAUGACUGACGAGUUAGAGACUUUGUGGUGGUACCAUUAUGACCUGUCCCGCCAUGCUGCAGAGGCCCUCCUCUUGUCCAAUGGAACUGAUGGAAGUUAUCUCCUGAGAAACGGUAAUGAGGGACCAGGCUGCUUCGCCUUGUCUGUCAGGGCAAAGGAUUCCGUCAAGCAUUUUCACGUGACACGCAAAGACAACGGCUAUGUGUUUGGGUUUAACGAGUUUGCAACCCUUCAAGAUUUUGUCAAUCACUUUGCUAACCAGCCUCUGCUGGGCAGUGACACAGGAACCCUCAUCGUGCUGAAGUGUCCAUACCCAUGGCGUGUGGAGGAGCCAUCUAUCUACGAGUCUGUGCGAGUUCACACAGCCAUACAGACGGGCCGCACAGAAAACGAUCUGGUGCCAAAUGCACCGUCGCUGGGCACAAAGGAAGGCUAUCUGGUCAAACAAGGAGCAAUUGUGAAGAACUGGAAACAGAGGUGGUUCACACUCAACAGAUAUGAACUCAGAUACUUCAAAGACAAAAUGUGUGUGGAGCCCAUACGAACUCUAGACUUGAGAGCCUGCUCUGCAGUCCAGUUUGACUACUCUCAGGAUAGAGUCAACUGUUUCUGCCUGGUGUUUCCUGAGAGGACAUUUUAUCUCUGUGCAAAGACCGGUGUGGAGGCAGACGAGUGGAUCAAGAUCCUGAGGUGGAAACUGUCACAGAUAAGAAAAGGUCAAUGUCAGUGAAGAUGCUGGAGAUGGAAAGCCGCCCCACCUUCAGAGAAGACUUCACAUCAGCUGGAUGAACAAUGAGGAAUAGCACUAUUAUAAACCUGAGAGUAACCACGAGUGUGAACAACACUGGGACCCUGGAGGCAAACAGCUUGGAUGUGACUCACUUUGCUUCAUGAAAUAUUUCUUGAGUUCAAACAUGCUUCUUUUCCCGUUUUUUCCUGUUAGGAGUCAUACUUUGCUGUUUUUCCCCAGAUGAUGUUUGUUUCUGGUAUGUUUAACACCAACAUCUACUUGAACAAUUAUUUAAAGGAUAUUGCUAGCAUUAUUCUAUAACACCAAAACCCACAUGUGUUUGUCCAUCAAUACUUUCUGACUUCUUGCCUGGUCUGUGGCUCUCAGCUCCAGCUCUUAGAGUGAAAACACUCAUCAGAAAACUCUACUGAGCAUUGCGGCUUGUGGAAUGUGGGACUAGCACUUGGGGUGGGGGGGCAAGGCCAAGGCCGAAAUACAUGGAAAUAUAAGGCUCUGUGGGUCCCCAGUAUCCAAGGUCAUAGGUUCUAAUAAUCUGUGGCUUUAGCUCAGCCAAAGCUAAGGUAUUUUUAAGGGGGUAUGGUCCCUUAUUCCUUUAAGAGUACUUUGUACAGAAAGAAAGCUCAAAACUCUUCUUCAGAUAUAUAAAAUACAAUUCAACAUUUAAGUAAGA
Messenger RNA from Micropterus dolomieu (smallmouth bass), 1572 nucleotides. It is a transcript of the gene dapp1, whose product is annotated as dual adaptor of phosphotyrosine and 3-phosphoinositides. The record is from RefSeq and is a predicted model, not a curated record. The coding region runs from base 120 to 881 and encodes 253 amino acids. NCBI's taxonomy places the organism in Eukaryota, Metazoa, Chordata, Actinopteri, Centrarchiformes, Centrarchidae. The transcript has 9 exons.